UCGGACUAAGAUGGCAGCGCCCAUAGAGCGGUAAAGUGGGCGGGCGGCGAUGGAAAAAAGCCGGCGUCGAUGGCUGAUUUCAAGCGCUGGAAGGAGCAGCGGCUGUCGCGCGCGGACGGGAGCCGGAAGGGCAGCGUGGACGAGCCCAUUGCGGGGAUCGUGCGGCUUCUCAAUGAGCGCGACAGCUUCUGCACCACCAGCUCGUGCUCGGGGCGCGUGGUUGUGCUGGAGCAGCCGCCCCUUCUUCCCCGCGCCGAGGCUACCACCGGCUUUGAGAUACAGAAGCAGAAUUGCACCUGGCUCAUGGUGACCCAUCAAAUAUGUACAAUCGAAAACGUGCUCACAGCCUUACAGAAAGCGACAGAUGAUGCCAUAUUCAAAUUUGAACCAUUUGUGCUUCAUGUGCAGUGUCAAGACCUUCAAGAUGCACAACUUCUGCACAAAGUGGCUAUAGAAGCCGGAUUCCGGAACUCUGGCAUAACUGUUGGCCGAAAAGGAAAAAUUAUGAUGGCUGUCCGAAGCACCCAUUGCUUAGAAGUGCCACUAAGCAGGAAAGGAAAACUGAUGGUCAGUGAAGAAUACGUUGACUUUGUGGUUCAAGUUGCUAAUCAGAAGAUGGAAGAAAAUUGGAAGAGAAUUGACAGGUUUUAUAGCUCUCUCCAGCUUGCUUUGGAAAGCAGAGACCAUUCCAGUAGCUCACCUCUUGAGGAGAAAGAAGAGAACAAAGACGAGAACAAUACUAUGUACUCCUACAGAAGAAAAAUAAAGUCUAAAGGAACUGAAAUGGAUGGUGAAUGUACUUCUCCUGGGAAAAACAGAGGCUUAGAAAGUGAAGAUGAGACAGAAAACAGUAUUGGUGUUUUUCACUAAAAUAUGCUACAGAUAAUUGUGUGAAGUAGAUAUAUACCCACAUUAUGUUUGUAUAAUGUUUAUGUUGUUUUGCUCUUUGUGAGAGCUUAGCCGAUAGAUUACUGUGCUCUAUAAAGUAGAUAUCUAAAGUAGAUUACUAUGGAUAUUAAGUUACCAGCAAAGUACUGUAAUAGAAUGCCACAAAAUGUUGAUGAACAUGUGGAAAUGGCAUUUUUAAUAGUGGAGGUAAAACUUGUUCUUCAAGCAAUAUUGUUUUACACAAAAUAUGCAAUAUUCCAAACUACCUAAUUCCAAACUACCACCAUCGUUGUGCUCUGAUAUUUGCUAUUCCAGUUUUGAAAACCCAGUCUGAAAGUUCUGUUGUUAAAUAUAUAUAUCGUCUUCACUUAGUAGAGAUAAUUGAGACCACAAGGGCCCUUCUGAGAGGAAAAGCUUUCAAAUGUUUGCGAGAUGAAAAUAAGUGUGAAACAAAUUCAUCAUAGCUGCCAAGUUUUCCCUUUUCUCACGAGGAAGCCUAUUCAGCAUAAGGGAAUUUCCCUUAAAAAAAGGGAGAACUUGGCAACUAUGAAAUUCAUCCUACUGAAAUAAAUGGUUGUCACAAGCAUUAAUCUUUGCCAUGUCAGUCAUUUGUAAACCUUUCACUCCUUCCUACUCCAGACGAGUAAACAAAAUCAAAUUAUAAAAGAAUUAGGCAGUGAUAUUUCCAUUUGGAAAUCACAUUUUUCUUCAUCUUUUAGUGGGGUUUGCAUAAUAGAGUCUCAUUUGUACAAGGAGUUUUGCUUGUGCAAUGGAGCUUCUCCUCCAACAUGACCACUGAUCUUUUCUGAAGCAUCUGGUGGGAGGCAAGGAGAAAAAAUGUUUAACUUAAUUUAUUUAUAUUCAAGGCUGCUUACAGCAUUUAAAAACAGCAAUUAUAAAAUAAUGGAUAAUAAAAACAAAGUAGUUAAAAACAAUGACUAGAAUACACCACAACAUAUCUAAA
Molecule: messenger RNA, 1852 nt
Organism: Zootoca vivipara (common lizard)
Lineage: Eukaryota; Metazoa; Chordata; Lepidosauria; Squamata; Lacertidae
Gene: TYW3
Product: tRNA-yW synthesizing protein 3 homolog
Source: RefSeq, a predicted model, not a curated record